AUGGCGACGACGACCAUGUGGAUGAUGACGACAAAUACUGCAUACUGUGUCAGUGUUGCCAAAUAUGACAUUUGUAUAAUCCUUUUUUAUAAAAGAGAAAUUCACAAUCUAUUUGCCCGCUACUAUUUUUUGUUGCUGUUUUACAAGCAAUACUCUCCGUAUACAACAUUAAUAACGAAAUUAUAUAAUUUCCAUUUCAGACGUCACAUUUGCGUGCAACAACGCACCAUAACAAUGCCCGUCAAGACAACAGAGGUCUACAGCCGACCAAUUUGGAAACAUGUGAGUACGCCAUGUCAACCGCAAACACAUGCAAAUCAAAUGUGUACACGCGUCCAGUUGGUGCAUGAACAGGCCUAUCGCGAUGUCAUACGUCACAAAUCAGCUCAACAGGUCAUUUACGAUUGCUGUACUGGUUGGAUGCGUGAAUCACCGCAUGCGGAUGGCUGUAUGAAACCCGUCUGUACUGCUCACUGUCAAAAUGGAGGCACAUGUACGGGUCAUGAUUCUUGCAGUUGUCCGGCUGGUUUUACAGGACGUUAUUGUGAAAUUGACAUCGAUGAAUGUAAAGAGGAGAAACCCUGCGAUCAGGCGUGUAUCAACACAGUGGGCUCAUAUUAUUGCCAAUGUCGGGAUGGCUUCACCUUGCUGGCCGAUCAGCAGAGUUGUAAGAAAAAUGAUGUACACAAGGAUGAUGCAUUUGAAGCCAGAGACUUGGAGAAUGAAAUUGAGCCACAGGAAGAUAUAACAGCCAGAUUGCAGAAAAUCGAAAAACAAUUGGCCAAUGAAAAAGUGCAAUCGAAUGAAUUGCAAAAAACCUUACAGUCCACAUAUUCAAUGGUCGAUUCUCUCAAGAAUCGUUUAAUCAAUUUGGAAAAACAACAAAUGGACUUUCAUCGUUUACAAACGAAUCUCUACAACACUGAAUCGCGCACAAUGAAAUUGGAGGGAAUGGUGAAUCUUUUAAUGAAAUGUCGAAAUAAUGUCGGACCCAAUGCCCAAUGUCCCUAAAUGUAUACUGCUACUGUAACCGUAUCCCAUAUCAAAUUGGAAAUCGUAGUUUUUAUUUAAAAAUUUCCACACACACACACCUAAAACAGAACUGCAUUUUAUUUAUUAGGAUUUUGAAUUAAGCUUAACUCUAGAUUUUAUGCUUCUUUUUGAAGAAAUCUCAACAUCCAUUAUUGACUACUCCCUUUCAAUUGUAUUGCCAUCUAUUUUUUUCUUUAAUUUUUAAUUUCAAAUUAGCUUUUAGAAAUGCUCAAUAUUUGUGUAUUGUAUUUAGGACAUUGCCUUCUUCUGUGGGUUGAAUUUAUUUGUCAUUCUUUUAUUAUAGCAUUCCCAUUAACCCUAACCUAAAAAAAAAAACACUCUCACACAAAUGCAUGAAAUGUAACAAGUCUUGAAAAAUUUACGAUGUAUUUGUUUUGAAUUGAAAUUUUGCGUUUUUUUGUAUGCAUGCUGUUAGAGUUUAAGAGAAGUAGAAGAGAUAUAGGAAAUUUGAAACGAAUUUCAAUUGUAAAAAAAACAAUAUCGGCCUCUUUUUUAUUAUUCCAUGUUCGUGGCGUCAUCGUUGUCGUCGAAGAAAAGCUUUUAUAUGCCUAAUUUUAAGGAUAUGAUAUAUUUGUAACGUAUUUAAAUGUAAAUAUUUAAAUAAAGUUAAUAUUAAUUGUUUAGAUUAAAUAAA
This is a messenger RNA of Musca domestica (house fly), 1687 nucleotides long. RefSeq names its product epidermal growth factor-like protein 8. Gene Ontology annotation, molecular function: signaling receptor binding; calcium ion binding. Bases 1 to 1011 code for a protein of 336 amino acids. The record is from RefSeq and is a predicted model, not a curated record. NCBI's taxonomy places the organism in Eukaryota, Metazoa, Arthropoda, Insecta, Diptera, Muscidae. Gene Ontology annotation, biological process: anatomical structure development. The transcript is spliced from 5 exons. Gene Ontology annotation, cellular component: extracellular region; cell surface.